CGCAAUCGCAUCGGAACAGUUCAGGGAGUCGGGGAGGUCCGUGGUAAGGAAUAAACAGAGUGAAGAGACCGCGCGAGAGACGAAGAGUGGGGAAAGAGAGAGGGAGCAAGAGAGAUAGAGAACGAACAGGCAGUGAGACGAUCACGAUGCACGGAGGCGAGCACAAGCGGCCAGGGGCACAGGGCUGAGGGCUGAGGGCUCGACAGGGCCUGGAAUAACGUUCACGGGACGGCCGCGGGCCAGCCAGCAGCAAUGGAACAGGCGAAAACUCCCGCGUCCCGGCUACUUAGCACGAGUUGCAUAGAGAAUAAGGACGACUUGGAAGAGAAAUUUGAAAGAUGUUAUACAGUGCUUCAGAACCUGACUGCAGGACUGUCAGAAAAAGAAGCCCAUGAUACGCUAAACAAUGCUGUGUGUAAGGAUAAAACACACGAAGAAGUUUCAUUAGGGUUGUUGGUAGUCAUUCUGACAGAUCCCCAGAGUGCUGCAAAAAGUUAUAGAGAUUUGACAUUAAUUACCAGAGAUGGUCUUGCAAUUGUAUUAGGACAUCUUAAUCAAUUAGUACUUGAAAGAUACCUGCGACUGAAUGAUGUGACCAGAAGUCAGCUAUUAUGGCUGCUAAGAGAGAUGAUAAGAACUAGUGUAGCUAGCGUGGAUAACCUUUGUUUAAGUUUAUUAAGGCAUGCAGCAGGUGGAGAUAUUUCACCAAGAAAUUUAUUUUUAGUUGAUGCACUUUUAGAUAUUUUUCAAGAGAAUAGGCCUUGGUUGGAUAAGUUUCCUUUUUUAGUAGCAUCAAUUGUUUAUACUUAUUUGCGAUUAAUAGAAGAUCAUAAUGCACCUCAUUUAUCCGGUUUGCGUCAGAAAGAAGUUACCUUUACUGUAUCUCUGAUUAGAGAACGUAUGGUUGAUUGCUUAGUUAUUGGAAGGGAUUUGGUACGCUUAUUGCAAAAUGUUGCCCGAAUACCGGAGUUCGAGGCACUUUGGAAAGAUAUGCUUCUAAAUCCAAAAUCACUUUGCCCAAAUUUUAACGGAGUCCUUCAACUUUUACAAACUAGAACUUCUAGAAGGUUUCUACAAUCGAGACUUACUCCAGAUAUGGAAAGAAAACUAGUAUUUUUAACAAGUCAAGUUCGUUUUGGUAAUCACAAACGAUACCAAGAUUGGUUUCAAAGGCAGUACCUGGCCACACCAGAAUCGCAGUCAUUACGAUGCGAUCUUAUACGAUUUAUCGUUGGUGUUAUUCAUCCGACAAAUGAGUUGUUGUGUUCAGAUAUUAUACCGCGGUGGGCAGUAAUAGGCUGGUUAUUCACCACUUGCACAUCAACUGUAGCUGCAAGUAACGCUAAGUUGGCAUUAUUUUAUGAUUGGUUAUUUUUUGAGCCAGAAAAAGAUAAUAUUAUGAAUAUCGAACCGGCAAUUCUUGUAAUGCACAAUUCUAUGAGAUCCCAUCCACCUGUCACUGCCACAUUGCUAGACUUUUUAUGUAGGAUAAUACCAAACUUUUACCCACCUUUAACCGAGAAAGUGAGGAAUGGAAUCUUUUCGUCGUUAAGACAAAUUUUAGAGAAAAGGGUUUUGCCAAGUCUUUAUCCUCUAUUUGACAGUCCGAAGUUAGAUCGUGAAUUAAGGAGUAAAAUAAGAGAAACGUUUAAGGAAUUCUGCUUACCACCUAAUGCAGAUCCCGCAGGAAAUAAGGUUCCUGUAUAUUCAGGUAAAAUGGAGGAACUUAAUAAGGAUCUUACACCAGGAGCCAUACUGGAGAAUGCAGCAAAUGCGCCAGUUGAAAACAAUCACGUAAAUCAAGACCCAGAACCAGCUUUCAGUGAUGAAGAAGAAGAGAUACCGCUAAGGAUAGUGACUAAAGUAGAAGAAGAGGAUGAAGAAGAUGUUCCAUUAGCGAAUGUGAAAUUGAAGAACGAACAGAAAAAUACAAACUGUGUUGUGAAAAAAGAAGACAUUACAUCUCAGUUAAAUUUAAUUUUAGAACCAGAAUUAAGGACUGCUGUGGACAGUUUGCACAGUGAAACAGACAAUGAAGUGAGGUGUCAGACAAUGGAAAGGAUAGUACAAAUGGUGGUAGAAGAUGAAAUAGACGCGGAAACUAUACCAGGAUUGGCUUCUUGCAUAUCAACUAUCUUAUCCUCACAAAUUACCUCCCAAAUAUUUCCAACAGAUAAUUUGAAUGAAGAAGCCUUGACUGAUAGUAUAAGCACACCGUUGUUCGUUAUGUUUCGAAAUCAGUUUCAGUUGUGUAAAGAAGAGGACAAUAGGCGGAAGCUUCUAGCUCGGGUAUUAGCAGAGAUGCAAAACGUCCAACCAAGAAUAGGUUAUCUUUUACUUUACUUUUUGAAAGUAUGGGGCAGGGAAGAAGAAAAGCGAGAAGGUGAACCAAGUAAUGUAUUAAAUGAUGUUAAGGCGUCGGUAUAUAAAGAUUUUUGUGCGCAUCGGGAAAAGAAGUUAGAUGCCUGUUUGGUAUCUGAUUUAAAGCUGUGCCACGAGGAUAACAUAUUUAUGCUUUGUUAUCUUGUGCCUGAUGUAUACAUGGGAUUUCAAAAUGUGACUUUAGGAAAUGUUCAGUUAUUGCAUUUGGUGGUGUCGACCGUUGAUGCAUGUCAAUUACAAGAAUUAGUCUGUCAAAUAAUGCAAGGUCACUUAAAAAUGUUAAAGAAGGAAUCAUUUACGUCAUUAUUAACAGCAAGUUUAAAUUGGGAAACAUUUGAACAAUACUGUUUUUGGCAACUUAUUUUUGCCCAUGACUUUCCAAUCGAUUAUGUACUGCCUGUUUUACCUAAACUACAAUUCCGUGAUCAUGCAGAAGCAUUAACAUCGAUAUUGCUUAUGCUGAAACAAGAAAAGCCAACGUUAGAACUUUUACGACAAUUGCUUGCACGACAAAACGUGGACGGAGACAUGUUCGUUGUAGCAGCGUUACGUUAUUGGUGUCGCGAUUACGAAGAAAAACUUGGAGAAUUGCUUGCGAAUCUUUUAAGCACUCGUUAUCCUGCUACUAGUCCAAAUAAAAGAAAACGAUCGGGUGGUAAACACAACCAACAACCUGGUCCACCCAGCGGUGAACAGGUCCUUGGGCAUUUGGAUCAAUUACGACAACAUUGCACAUCGUCUGCUGAAUUGCAGCUGUAUCAUUCCGAAGGAAUGCAAAGAGCUUUGCAACAAGCACAAGCGGCUAGUAGCGAUUCGUUAAGAAAAAGUUAUGGAGAUUUAUUCGCUCUGGCGGAAGUUAACGAGGAAAAUGAGCCUCCCCCACCUCCGCCAACAAGUUCAGCACGAAAACAUGCAGCAGCGUCGACUGGAGCCGGCGGAGGUGCUGGUAAAGGAGGUCAUAGAAAAACUGGUGCUAAUACGAGGGAAAGAUCUAGUUCCAAAAGGCCGCCUCCUCGGUAUCAUCUUACCAGUACAUCUAGCAGUGAGGAGGAAGAGAUCGUGAAUUUAAAACAAGCAAAAAAGAGAAAAAAAAUUAAUCCAGUGGGUUCUGACAGCGACUGACCACCCAGUGUCUUCAAACGUCACAUGGACCACGUCACGUGUGUGCAGCAAGCUAAACUAGCCCUAAGAAUAGUAAGAUAAUAUAGUAUAUAUAAUAGAUCUCUAUUUAGCGCGAUUUGUAAAUAUAGUAUAUGUCGAGAGUGAAUGCGAAACAAAUACCGAUCAUGUGAUCUUGCACAUAUUUCGCAGGCACAGUACAUUAACAAUGUUGACAGAUUCUUUAUUUCCAUUAAUUCCAUUAUUUGUGUCAAAUACAUUCUAACGAAAAAGAAGAUAUAUAUAUAUGUAUAUAUAUAUAUCUAGGAUAUAUGUGAUAUUUAAUGCGAAGAAAAAAAAUUUAUAAAUACUGGUUAUAGCUUUUCUAGGUAAAUACAUAUGACAGAUCAACUUGUCAUGACACGUCAAUACUCUGGACUUUUAUUUAAAGGAGUAAAGAGGGUUUUUGUAUCAUUUAUCUGUCAGAUAAAGUUACCGAGAGGCAAAACUAGUCAUAAAUUAAAUUAUAUUUUGAUAUACUCUUAAAUAUACGAGGGCAUGGAUUUAAGAGUAGAAAAUUGAAUCUGACAACAUUGUAGAAAGGGAUAAAGUGACACAAAUGUUCUCUCUGUGAUCACUUUGUUUCUAACAAAGAGAAAAAUCCAUUAUUCGUUAUUCAAUUUUGUGGUUGACCUCGAGGAAUGCGGACACGAUUGUAUUUAGAAUUAUUUCGUAAUUUGUUUAUUAAUUUUGUGACUAGUAUACUUGACCCUAUUGUCCAAAUUUCUGUCACUUCGUUUUUUUUUUUUUUUUUUUUUUUCAUUAUGCGGUAACUAUCGAUAAGGACUCGCGUCUCACAAAACAAUCAACGAGGGGGAGAAAUGGUUACUUUUGUUGCCAUAAACUGUGAACGCAAUUUGUACGGAAUCGUUAAAUAGCUUUUUAUUAGAAUUAAGGACCUUCUGCAGGAGAACAAGGAUGUAUCAAUAAUGUCUCGCUCCAGCACGAAGCGUACAGUUUUACGACCAAAUGUAUUUUACGUCUGCGCUUAGUAAGCAUAAUCAUUCUAAAGACGCAAAAAAAAUUUUUUAUAUUUUGCACGAUGGAAGGUUGUCCGUUUUUUUUUCUAAAAUCUAACGUUGAUGAAUAAAAAUACGAUCAGUUUCUAUUUUAAUCGUAAUAUUUACGAUAUAGUUAUAACCACGAAAAUAAUACGUCUUUCGUUAAAUCGAUUUAAAAUUCGUGACAGUAUUUUAUUUAAUAUUUCUUAUCAUUCGUGAAAGUAAGAUACGAUUCAGGAGAGACACCUUCCAACGAGCAUAGAACCAGGCGUCAUGUACACUUAAGUCCUAGAAAAUGUAAGUAUGAAGUAUCAUUGUUCACCUCUGUACAUUUCCUGUAAAAUCGGUUACUUGUAAGCAUAUUAUAAGUAGCUGCGUUAUGUAUUUUCUAGUUUGUACAUACCAGAGAGAGAAAGAACGUGUGUAUUGCAUACAUGUGUAUAUUUGAAACUACCUACAUAAUGCGCGACAAAUUUUUCAGAAAUUCUUAGUAAAAUUUGUUAUUUUUUUUCUUAAUUAAGAAAUUUUGUAUUUCUGCAUGAAUCUGAUUUUAGUAAAAAGUUAUGCAAGAAUUGUGUCAUACAACAGGAAGAGAUGACGCGUAAAAGGGUAACACAAUGGCGUCUUAGCGACAAAUUUUUUUACUUAACGCGCAUGGUGUACGUAUGUACCAGCCAUUUGUAAUGGUGUAUAAAAUAAGGUGUGAUAGUCGAUAUUGUUAUUAGGUUUUUCUACUUGUACAUAAAUUUGCGGCGUUAUGCAAGAAUAAUUUAAAAACGACGAUGAUUAAUCGCGAGAGGAUAAUAUACGACAAGUAUGACUGUGUGCGAGCAUGCGCGAAUGAAAGACAAACGGACACAGAUGAGAACAUAAACGCGAAAUUAACGAUGCGCGAGGCAAUACGAAAACAAAAUAAAAAAAUAGACCUGUAAACAUUUAAUGUUUUUAACGAUCUUGUACACACAAAUACACGUGUAAAUACAUGAAUAUAUAUAUUAUCGUAACGCGAGCAUAAACAUUUAAUGUUUUUAACGAUCUUGUACACACAGAUACACGUAAAUGUAAAUACAUCGAAAAAAAAUUACCGGAAGUAAA
Molecule: messenger RNA, 5636 nt
Organism: Osmia bicornis bicornis
Lineage: Eukaryota; Metazoa; Arthropoda; Insecta; Hymenoptera; Megachilidae
Gene: IntS3
Product: integrator complex subunit 3
Exons: 10
Coding region: 253-3504 (1083 amino acids)
Cellular component (GO): cytoplasm
Source: RefSeq, a predicted model, not a curated record